AUGACGCUACGCAACGUGUUCAACUCCCGGGGGAGCAGCUCCCAGGAGUCAGGGCCUCGCAAGCACAUGUUUGGAGACUCGGUGCGCAACCUGUUGGUUGUGAUUUUUGGCGAGUUUUGCGGCACCUUUAUGUUUCUCAUGCUGUCGUUUGCCGGGGCCCAGACAGCCAUCAACAACAACCAGCCAAAUAUCCCCGACGGCCCUAUGGCCCCGGCUACUCUCCUCUACAUUGCCUGCGCUUUCGGUACGGCCAUUGCCGUCAACGUGUGGGUGUUUUACCGCGUGACGGGUGGCAUGUUUAACCCUGCUGUCACCCUCGGUCUGAUGCUAGUCGGUGCCGUCAAGCCCCUCCGAGGCAUCCUCAUCAUCCCUACCCAACUUGUUGCCGCCAUCGCCGCCGCCGCCGUCGUGGACGGACUGCUCCCGGGACCGCUCACCGUGGCCAACUCUCUCAGCAACGGAACCUCCAAGGUCCAGGGCGUCUUCCUGGAAAUGUUCCUCACCGCGCAGCUCGUGCUGACGGUGUACUUCCUCGCCGUGGAGAAGCACAAGGCCACGUACCUCGCGCCCAUUGGCAUUGGCAUCGCCGUCUUCAUCGCCCACAUCGUCGGCGUCAACUACACCGGCACUUCCAUCAACCCUGCGCGAUCCUUCGGCCCCGCCUGCAUCCAGGGCUUCGUCGGCUACCACUACAUCUACUGGGUCGGCCCACUGAUGGGCUCCCUCCUCGCCUUUGCCGUCUACAAGAUCCUCAAGUGGCUCGAGUACCAGAGCGCCAACCCGGGCCAGGACGACGACGACGACGACGUCGAGAAGGCGCUGCCCCCCGUUGGCACCGCGACGUCCACCCAGCAGCACCACCAGAAGAACCACCGCAGCACUGCGAGCGAGGCGAGCGAUGGCACGCUGCCGACGCCUGGAUCGAAGGAGAUCCGGCACGAUCCUAUGCCGCACGUUGCCGCUUGA
Molecule: messenger RNA, 966 nt
Organism: Metarhizium brunneum ARSEF 3297
Lineage: Eukaryota; Fungi; Ascomycota; Sordariomycetes; Hypocreales; Clavicipitaceae
Gene: AQY1
Product: Aquaporin-1
Biological process (GO): water transport; transmembrane transport
Cellular component (GO): plasma membrane
Molecular function (GO): water channel activity
Source: RefSeq, a predicted model, not a curated record